This is a messenger RNA of Corylus avellana, 1444 nucleotides long. Its product is annotated as formamidopyrimidine-DNA glycosylase. Gene Ontology annotation, biological process: base-excision repair. Gene Ontology annotation, cellular component: nucleus. NCBI's taxonomy places the organism in Eukaryota, Viridiplantae, Streptophyta, Magnoliopsida, Fagales, Betulaceae. Gene Ontology annotation, molecular function: oxidized purine nucleobase lesion DNA N-glycosylase activity; damaged DNA binding; zinc ion binding. The record is from RefSeq and is a predicted model, not a curated record.
GGUCAGAAAACGCACGCGCCACUCUCACUCAGUCUGAAAAAGCGCGCGAAAGCUCCAUAGCAGUCCGUGCGACGAAGCAGAAUGCCGGAGCUUCCGGAGGUGGAGGCGGCGAGGCGGGCCGUGGAGGAGCACUGCGUGGGGAAAAAGAUAAAGAAGGCGAUCAUAGCAAACGACACCAAAGUCAUCGACGGAGUCUCGCCCUCGGACUUCGAGGCCGUUCUCCUGGGCAAGACCGUAAUUUCAGCCCGCCGCAAGGGCAAGAACCUCUGGCUCCAGCUCGAUUCCCCUCCCUUCCCUUCCUUCCAAUUCGGCAUGGCGGGUGCUAUAUAUAUUAAGGGUGUUGCAGUUACAAAAUACAAGAGGUCUGCUGUAAAUGACACUGAUGAAUGGCCAUCCAAAUACUCAAAGUUUUUUAUAGAACUAGAUGAUGGUUUGGAGCUGUCCUUCACUGACAAGAGGCGAUUUGCUAAAGUCCGCUUACUCAAAGAUCCAGCUGCAGUACCCCCCAUAUCUGAGCUUGGACCUGACGCACUUUUGGAGCCUAUGACAAUUGAUGAAUUUAUUGAAUCCUUGAGCAAGAAGAAAAUUGCAAUUAAGGCUUUAUUACUUGACCAGAGCUACAUUGCAGGUAUUGGCAAUUGGAUCGCGGAUGAAGUGCUAUACCAAGCAAGAAUUCAUCCACUGCAAGUUGCUGCCAGCCUUUCCAAGGAAAACUGCAGAGACUUACACAAGUGCAUAAAAGAGGUCAUUGAGAAAGCAAUUGAAGUUGGGGCGGAUAGUAGUCAGUUUCCUAAAAACUGGAUAUUUCAUUCCCGCGAAAAGAAGUCUAAGGCUUUUGUUGAUGGGAAGAAAAUUGAUUUCAUCAAUGCUGGUGGCAGGACAACAGCAUAUGUACCAGAGUUACAAAAGCUAAGUGGAAACCAAGCUGCAAAAGCAGUGGGUGAACCCAAAAAGAGAACUUCAAAGAAAAAAGGUGGUGGGAAAGAUGACAGUGAUGAACCAGCAAACAAGGAAGAGGAAAUUAUUGAAAGUGAUGAACUGAAGAAAGGACCUAAGCCUAGAGGUCGAACUAAAAAGCCUCUUAUGAAAAGAAAAAUUGAGGAUAGUGACGAUGAUGAGGGAGGUGAUAAUGAUAUUGGCGGUGCUGCUGCUGCUGAUAGUGAUAGUGAUGAAGUUCAAAAGAAGAAAAUGAAAAAAGCAACCUCUAAGGCAGAGAAGGCAUCCAAGAGAAAGGUGCAAACCAGUCAAAAUAGUAAGAAGGCAAAGAAGAAAGCAAAGUAGGUAGGUAACAAGAUAUUGAGAAGGUUGUCAUCCCCAGUGCAUGUUGUGGAAGAACUGAAGGACCAGAAUAUUUUGUUUGUAACUGUUGUCAGUAGGCUGACCUAUUUUUUUCAUGGAACUGGUCAAUCCUAACCUUUUUGUCAUGCACAUAACUUCUAUCAUG